Molecule: messenger RNA, 3335 nt
Organism: Owenia fusiformis
Lineage: Eukaryota; Metazoa; Annelida; Polychaeta; Sabellida; Oweniidae
Source: the annotation of a GenBank genome assembly
AUGGCAGAAGCAGAAAAAGUUAACGGGAAUGCAUUAAGAAUGGAGGAUUAUGGAACAAUAUCGGGAAUGCCUGAAUCAAAAAUGUCUGACGAUAGACUGGGAUUCAUGGGCAGGGAUGAGCUGGAGGUAGGCAUGACUGACGAUGGUUCACAUAUGAAGACAGGCUAUGACCCUACUGCUGAUAAAGCUUGUUACUUCAAUGAUGGCAAACGUAGAAUAGAUUUUAUUUUGGUGUAUGAAGAAUGUGUGGCUGAAGUAGCAAAGAAAAUAGAAUCAAAUGAUGACGAGGAUGGUGUUAGAAAGAGACAAAAAGACAAAUCAGACAAGGAGAAAAAAGAAUCUUGGAGAAAAAAGUUUCUUAUUAAUUUACAACGAGCUGGGCUUGAACUUGAGGAGGAUGUUGUGCAAGGAGAGAAAAAGAUGACGUUUUACCAGAAAAUUUACGCCCCUUGGGAUGUGCUGUGUUUUUAUGCUGAAGACCUCAAUAUGCGAGCUCCAUUACAGGCUCAUCCCAAUCCAACAGAUAACUGGUCAGCCAAAGUGUUACGUAAGCUACACAUCCCAAAUAUAAUGGACUCUGAUGUGCCCAACCAUCCAUUAGACUAUUUCACAUGCCCAUUUAGAAAGUCAAAGAUAGACAGGUUCCUGGGCAGUGAAAAUCAUGACACUUACUUCACACAUACUCAGCGUCAUCGUGUAGUUUACGAGAUCCUGGCAACUUCCACAUACGGCAAAAGAAAACGUGCAGAAAUUGGAAUUGAUCGUUUGUUAGAAGAAGAUGUUUUCACCGCAGCAUUUCCGUUGCAUGACGGACCAUAUGAGAAGCCAACGCAUUAUGUGUCCGAUGAUUGUCUGAACCCACGGCAGAUCCUCAGAGAAUACUGGGCAAGGUGGGGAGUAUGGUACAAAUAUCAGCCCUUAGACCAUAUACGAGAAUACUUUGGAGAGAAAAUAGGAAUAUAUUUUGCAUGGCUAGGGUUUUAUACAGCAUGGUUACUUCCUGCGGCUGUAGUGGGGCUUCUAGUCUUCCUCUAUGGGAUAUUUACAAUGAGCAUAGACCCAGUCUCACAAGAGAUCUGUAACAGUAAUGCUACAUUCAAGAUGUGUCCACUCUGUGAUGAGGAUGUAGGUUGUGAAUAUUGGAACCUCUCUGACGUUUGCAUGUACACAAAGAUAAGCUACCUGUUUGAUCAUCCAGGCACGGUCUUCUACGCCAUAUUUGUGUCAUUCUGGGCUGUAGCAUUCCUAGAGUACUGGAAGAGGAAGAAUGCCAGUCUUGCCCAUCAUUGGGACUGUAUGGACUUUGAGGAAGAAGAUGAACGUCCCAGACCAGAGUAUAAUGCGCUAGCACCAGACUUUGAGAAGAAUCCAGUUACUGGGGUGAGGGAACCACAUUUCCCUGAAAGGAAAAGACUCUAUCGUAUCAUCACGGGUGCUGCAGUCAUUAUCAUCAUGAUAGUGGUAGUCAUCAUAUUCAUAAUAGCUGUGAUAAUGUACCGAGUGCUCAUUGCCAUUCCACUGUUCCAAAAUCCACUGUUAAGGAGCAAAGCCUCAGUCAUUGCCAGCAUGAGUGCUGCUAUUGUCAAUCUUAUACUCAUUAUGGCUCUUGGUAGAGUCUAUGAAAAACUAGCUUAUAAACUUACUCAAUGGGAAAUGCAUCGGACCCAAACUGAGUUUGAAGAUCAGCUAACAUUUAAAGUUUUUGUGUUCCAAUUUUUUAACUUCUACUCAUCAAUAUUCUACAUAGCUUUCUUCAAGGGAAGGUUUGUGGGCUACCCUGGCCAUUAUAACACUAUAUUGGGGCUAAGGAACGAAGAGUGUAAUAAUGGAGGGUGUCUCAUAGAACUUGCUCAACAACUAGCCGUCAUCAUGGUGGGUAAACAAACCAUUAACAAUGCCCAGGAGAUUUUUAUCCCGAAGGUGAAGGCUCAGUUGCGGAAGUGGAAAUUAGGGACAGGGAAGAAUGUUGAGAAAUCUCGCUGGGAGGAAGACUAUGAGCUCAUAGAGGAUGAGGGACUAUUCUCAGAAUAUCUAGAAAUGGUGCUCCAAUUUGGUUUCAUCACAAUAUUCGUGGCUGCAUUUCCCCUAGCACCACUAUUUGCUCUCUUAAACAACUGGAUUGAAAUACGCCUUGAUGCUGCCAAGUUUGUGACAGAGAAUCGACGGCCUGUUGCGGAAAGAGCUCAAGAUAUAGGGGUCUGGUUCACUCUCCUGGAUUCCUUAGCUCAACUGGCUGUAGUCAGCAAUGCGUUUCUGAUAGCAUUCACAUCGGAGUUCCUGCCCAAGAUACUCUACAGAUACCAGUAUGACUCUGAACUAAAGGGCUAUGUGAACUUCUCACUGGCUACAUCACCCAAUGGAACACUAUCUCAAACUUGCAGAUAUAAAGGGUUCCGAGACGAUAACGGAGAGUAUUCAUUGUUCUACUGGCAUUUACUGGCUCUCAGACUGGGCUUUGUAAUACUGUUUGAGCACAUUGUGUUUGGUAUUGGGAGGUUGAUAGACUUCAUGGUGCCAGAUGUUCCAGAGAGUCUAGAAAUCAAGAUAAAGCGAGAGAAAUACCUAGCCAAACAGGCACUGCAGGACUCCGAGGCCCUUGUUUUGACAGCUGAUGGUGCAGAUGAUGCUAAACCAGACUCAACCACACUCCAAGUUCCAACUGUAUAACUUGGAAAUACAUUAUCCCAAUCAAAUUGGAGAACAUACAGAUUUAAAGUGUCAUCCAGCACAGAAUGUGUCAUCACAUUACACAGAGCGUGUCAUCACUUGGUCAGCUGACGCUUUAGCACAUGAUUGUAUGGUGACAACAUACAAAGUAUUAAUCACAUAGUGACAUACUGAGUAUGACCAUAGUGACAGUGUAACCAUAGAUACAGAGUGUGCUAUCUUAGUAGAACAUACUUAAUAAUCUCACAGUGACUAUCUAACCAGUCGCAGAGUGACAAAAUAAGAAAUCAAACAGUGAUAAACUAAAAAAUCACCAAGUGACAAGCACAUUGUGACAUACUAGUAAGCACAUAGUGACGGUGAGUGUUCAGAUGAGAAACUGAUGACACAAUAGCAGAAGAUAAUCUUGAUGGUGUUGAGACCAGCGUUACCAUGGAGACAUUACUCAAAGACAUUACCCAUGUGAUCAGUCACUUAAAUUGACCAACAAUCACAGUGGAUAAUUUUACCAAAGCAAUUUGAGAUAAUCUAAACACCUGAAAAUGUGUUUGAGCGAUAUUAUACAAAUACUGGAUGUUCAGGAGCUGGAUAUGGAGGAAUACCUUUUCAAGAUAUGCCUUGCCCAAUAUAUUUUCAAGGAUAGAUAUUCUGGCCAUAUCCAGCUCCUG